UCUCUAUAAUAGAGUCCCCUAUUGAUGGUACAACCUCCGUCUUCAUGUGAAACUUGAUCUUCAUGCGAAAGCUAGAUUGGUUCCCGUAUAAAUUCUGGUAAAUGUCUUCUUCAUAGAUGCUCCCUAUAAUAGAGGCUAUCUCUCUCUAUCUCCGACUAUCCCUUUCUCUAUAAUAGUCCUCUAUUGAUAGUACAACCUUCAUUUUCAUGUGAAACUUCAUCUUCAUGCGAAAGCUAGAUUGCCUUCCCGCGCCGUAUAAAUUCUGGUAAUUAUCUUCUUCAUGAAUGCUUUGAGGCUAUCCCUUUCUCUAUAAUAGAGUCCUCUAUUGAUAGUACAACCUCCAUCUUCAUGUGAAACUUGAUCUUCAUGCGAAAGCUAUAGAUUGCCUUCCCGUAUAAAUUCUGCUGGAUUGCCUUCCCGUAUAAAUUCUGGGCCAGCCCGUGGGUUAAGAUAACAUAUAUAUCAUAACAUUCAGGAUCCAUAUAGUCUUGGUCAAUAAACUAAGAAAAAAAGGAUGCGUUUGCUAAAGUUUCCUAGCCGUCAACCUAUUUUUCCUCCAAGAGCCGGCGACGGCUUCAGCUUUUGUCCAUCUCCUCCAUCGCAAUGUCCAUCUUUGGCCAUCGCUUCCAUUUCUUGCUUUGGUUCUCCAUCAUUAACAGCAUAUCCUCUAUGGAGCAAGACAACAUCUCGCGCUCCCAAGAUAAUGUUUCCAAGCCUUCGAUCGCUCCAUCGACGAUGUUUUUCUUUGAAUUCUGUGUACUUUGUGUCGCUGAAGGUGCGCCAUGGAUGGAUUAAGAACGAUCAUCCCCAAAACGACGCUCCACUUGUCAACUUGAUUUCGAUCAUAUUUGGUGAUUGGUGUCACUGUUUGGGCGGCGCUACUAGGAGUCAGCUCUAUGGUGGAGAGGCAGCGCGUUGGCACUCUCAGCAAUUGCAUGGUGGCCCUCGAUUGCAGUCAAGUUUGCCUAAAUCCAAAAAGAUCGACACACUAAGAAUUCCAGCUAUGUCUUCUUCAGCUUUGCAAACAACUGGUGAAUCUAACAAUCACAGUCUGAAAAACGGUGAAAUGUAUGCUGAUGGCAUUAACUGGGAUGAUCUUGGGUUUGGACUAAUUCCAAUCGAUUACAUGUACACCAUGAAAUGCUCCGACGGAGAAAACUUUUCACAAGGACAUCUCUCUCCCUUUGGAAAGAUUGAGCUUUGCCCAUCUGCUGGAAUAUUGAAUUAUGGACAGGGACUAUUCGAAGGUCUUAAGGCGACCAGAACAGAAGAUGGUCGUAUUAUGCUGUUUCGGCCCCAAGAGAAUGCUCUAAGAAUGAAGAUGGGUGCAGAGAGAAUGUGCAUGCCAUCUCCAUCCGUUGAGCAAUUUGUUGAUGCUGUGAAGCAAACAGUCUUCGCCAACAAGCGUUGGGUACCACCUCCAGGAAAAGGAUCACUGUAUAUUAGGCCUUUGCUCGUGGGGAGUGGAUCUAAUCUGGGCUUGGGCCCGGGACUGGAGUAUACAUUCCUAAUAUUUGCUUCUCCAGUUGGUAAUUAUCACAAGGGAAGGGCAGCCCUCAAUUUGUAUGUUGAACAUAAAAUCCACAGAGCUACUCCUGGUGGAACUGGAGGUGUCAAAUCUGUCACCAAUUACUCACCUGUUUACCAAACACAACAGCAAGCAAGGGCCAAGGGGUUCUCUGAUGUCUUAUUCCUAGAUUCUGCAACUGGUAAAAACAUUGAGGAGAUUGUAGCAGCUAACAUUUUCAUUCUGAAGGGUAAUGUCAUUUCAACUCCAACACUGAAACAUGGAACUAUCCUCCCUGGAGUAACCCGUAAAAGCAUCAUUGAUAUUGCCCUUGAUUUUGGUUACCAGGUGGAGGAGCGUGUGAUCCCAGUGGAGGAUUUACUUGCAGCCGAUGAAGCUUUCUGCACAGGAACUGCCGUGGUUGUCAACCCUAUUGGCGCUGUAACUUAUCAAGACAAGAGGGUUGAAUACAAAACAGGAGGAGCGUUAUGUCAGAAACUGUAUGAAACGCUAACAGGAAUCCAAACAGGUCGUCUUGAGGACAAGAAGGGAUGGACCCUAGAGGUCAACUGAGCUUCUUUAUUGUACCAAACCCCAGAAGCUAAUUGUCAUCUACUUAUCAUUUGUCAUUUGUUUUAAAUAAGUAGAAGUCCUAGUCUACUAGGAGUUUGUUAGUGUUUAAUUGUUUAUCAAGUCUUUAAGGAAAUCCCAUGAACUUAGGAGUUGUUAAUCAUGGCGUAGUCGUUCCAGAUUUCUGUUAGUUUGUUUGUAUGCUCUAUUUAUAUAGAGCUGCUUUUCAAUCAAUGAAAUCAUUCAGUUCCGAUA
Rosa rugosa (rugosa rose) is the source of this 2332-nucleotide messenger RNA. RefSeq names its product branched-chain-amino-acid aminotransferase 6-like. The record is from RefSeq and is a predicted model, not a curated record. Gene Ontology annotation, molecular function: branched-chain-amino-acid:2-oxoglutarate transaminase activity. Gene Ontology annotation, biological process: branched-chain amino acid metabolic process. The transcript has 12 exons. Bases 515 to 2080 code for a protein of 521 amino acids. NCBI's taxonomy places the organism in Eukaryota, Viridiplantae, Streptophyta, Magnoliopsida, Rosales, Rosaceae.